This is a messenger RNA of Metarhizium brunneum ARSEF 3297, 1155 nucleotides long. It is a transcript of the gene PEPM, whose product is annotated as Phosphoenolpyruvate phosphomutase. NCBI's taxonomy places the organism in Eukaryota, Fungi, Ascomycota, Sordariomycetes, Hypocreales, Clavicipitaceae. The record is from RefSeq and is a predicted model, not a curated record. Gene Ontology annotation, molecular function: catalytic activity.
AUGGCCACUCUGCUCCGCAGCGUCCUAGCCCAAAACAACGGCCAAGUGCGUCUCUGCGAAGCCCACGACCGCGCGUCAACCGAGCUCGUCAGAGACGCCGUGGCAGACAACGGCCAGACCUUCGACGGCGUCUGGAACAGCGGUCUCACGCAGACGACUAUCCUCGGCGUCCCGGACACCGAGCUCGUCUCACCCCUCCGGCGUGCCCUCCUCAUGACGCCGGUACAACAGCCCAUGCAGCGAAACGGGCGCCCUCUAUGCGCGGCGUUUGACGCCGACAGCGGCGGCGAAGCCAAGGACAUCCCGGCUCUCGUGGCGGUGCUCGCCAUCCACGGCGUCUCCAUGAUCAUCAUCGAGGACAAGGCCGUGGCCAGACCCGGCGACAAGGUCAACUCCCUCCUCGCCACGUCCGACGCGCAGAGCCAAGCCGACAGGCACGACUUCGCCAACGUCAUUCGCGCCUUCAAGGCGGCCUCGGCGGGCGUGGAUGUCAUGAUUGCCGCUAGAAUCGAGAGCUUCACCACGCGCGCGGUCAGACGGGAUCCUGUCGAGGAGCAGCUGUCGGUCCAGGCUGCGCUUCGGGACGCCCUGGAGCGCGCGAGUGUCUACACCGCGACUGGCGUCGACGCUGUCAUGAUUCAUAGCAAGAGCAGGGAACCCGAUGAGGUGCUCGGGUUCUUGAAGGGCUUCCGGGCCGUGGAUGCGACCACGCCGCUGGUCGUUGUUCCGACGGCCUACUCGCAAACCAAGCGCAGUGUGCUGGCGGCCGCGGGCGCCAACGUGUUCAUCUACGCGAACCACUUGAUGCGGGCCAAGAUCAAGGCGGUGGCAGAGGUGUUGGAGGACGGGGGCGCGGGCAAGGCUGAUGUGUUUGCUGGCGACGAGGAGCUGCGCCUCUGUUGGAGGGCGCGCAACUACGGGUGUCUGUUGAGAAGGCUGGCCGAGAGACGGUAUCUGGGGCAGGGGCAGGGCACGGAUGAGCAGCGUUACGGCAUGGAAGCUGAGAAGAAGGCGUUGGAGAAUAUAGAGACUACGGUCAAGGACCUUGCCGGUGGUCAGCUGUGCGGGUGUGAAGCCGACGCUCGCAUCGUCACGGUCAAGGAGCUGCUUAGUAUCAACGCGCGCCAGGUUUCCCCGGCUGGAGCUGAUUUGUAA